This is a messenger RNA of Hypanus sabinus (Atlantic stingray), 3616 nucleotides long. Its product is annotated as serine/threonine-protein kinase PAK 2-like. Bases 182 to 1768 code for a protein of 528 amino acids. The record is from RefSeq and is a predicted model, not a curated record. The transcript has 15 exons. Gene Ontology annotation, molecular function: protein serine/threonine kinase activity; ATP binding. Gene Ontology annotation, biological process: regulation of MAPK cascade; intracellular signal transduction; protein phosphorylation. Lineage: Eukaryota; Metazoa; Chordata; Chondrichthyes; Myliobatiformes; Dasyatidae. Gene Ontology annotation, cellular component: cytoplasm.
CCUUUCCUUUCCUGGGCCGUGCCGGGCCUGGCUGCGGCUUGACUUCCGCUUCCCUCCGCCAUUCGGUGGCGGUUUACCCUGUGUGUUCGUGUCGGUCUGUCCGUUCGCAGGAAUCUGGAGCAGCUCAGCCCAAGCUGCCGGAGCGUCGGCCCUACACACCGGGGUUUCAUAAUCUGACGUUAUGUCAAACAACGGGGAGUUGGAAGACAAACCACCUGCACCCCCAGUACGUGUGAGCAGCACCAGUUUCUGUAUGACCAGUAAGGACACUCUGUUGACCAACCAUAAUGCAAAGCCACUCCCAUCUGUGCCUGAAGAGAAACAGAAGCGGACAAAGCUGAAGUCCAUCUUCUCAAAUGCUGGAGAGAAAGGGAAUAAGAAGAGAGAAAAAGAACGGCCAGAAAUAUCCCCUCCGUCAGACUUUGAGCAUACAAUCCAUGUUGGGUUUGAUGCUGUUACAGGCGAAUUCACGGGGAUGCCCGAGCAGUGGGCUCGGUUAUUGCAGACUUCCAACAUCACCAAACUGGAACAGAAGAAAAAUCCUCAGGCUGUACUAGAUGUGCUGAAGUUCUAUGAUUCCAAAGCUGCAGUGAAACAGAAAUAUCUGAGUUUCUCAGACCAACAAGAUGGUUUUCCUGCUGGUACACAAAAGCGCAGUUCAAAAGGCACAGAACCUUCAAACGUACCAACUGUUCCGGAGGAGGAUGACGAUGAUGAUGAUGAGGCUCUCCCUCCAGCUAUUGCCCCAAGGCCAGAGUGCACCAAAUCCGUUUAUACACGUUCGGUGAUAGAUCCAAUCCCCCCUGCUGCCAGCAAGGAACCAGGUGGUGAUGGCACUAAGGAAUCCGAGAAAGCAAAAAAGAAAACUAAGAUGACAGAUGAUGAGAUUAUGGAAAAAUUGAGAAGUAUUGUGAGUGUUGGAGAUCCAAAGAAGAAAUACACCAGAUUUGAGAAAAUUGGACAGGGUGCCUCUGGGACUGUAUUCACCGCUAUUGAUGUGGCCACAGGACAGGAGGUGGCAAUCAAACAGAUCAACCUGCAGAAACAACCAAAGAAAGAGCUCAUCAUCAAUGAGAUCUUGGUGAUGAAAGAGCUGAAGAAUAGCAACAUUGUCAAUUUCCUCGACAGCUACCUGGUGGGAGAUGAGUUGUGUGUUGUCAUGGAAUAUCUGGCUGGAGGUUCUCUGACCGAUGUUGUUACAGAAACCUGUAUGGAUGAGGCACAGAUUGCUGCUGUAUGCAGGGAGUGCCUACAAGCAUUGGAGUUCCUUCAUGCGAACCAGGUCAUUCAUCGAGACAUCAAGAGUGAUAACGUGCUGCUGGGAAUGGAUGGAUCUGUGAAACUCACCGACUUUGGCUUCUGUGCCCAGAUUACACCAGAGCAGAGCAAACGCAGCACCAUGGUAGGGACGCCUUACUGGAUGGCACCAGAGGUGGUGACGAGGAAAGCUUAUGGUCCCAAAGUUGAUAUCUGGUCGCUGGGAAUCAUGGCAAUUGAAAUGGUGGAAGGAGAACCCCCGUAUCUAAAUGAGAAUCCACUGAGGGCCUUGUACCUCAUCGCCACUAAUGGGACUCCAGAGCUUCAGAAUCCAGAGAAGCUCUCUGGAAUCUUCCGUGAUUUUCUGAACCGCUGCUUGGAGAUGGAUGUAGAGAAACGGGGCUCUGGGAAGGAACUACUGCAGCAUCCAUUCCUGAAGCUGGCUAAGCCCUUAUCCAGUUUGACGCCGCUGAUUUUGGCUGCCAAAGACGCGAUGAAAAGCAAUCGCUAGCUCUCCUCAAUGACUCCCUUCUGCCCCAGAGAUUCGGAAUCAAGUAUUAUGGUCUGCAACAAAAUGCCAGAGCAGCUGGCAGGCCCCACUUGGGCAUUACACGUGCCUACCACCAGCUAACCCACACAAGCAAGGUCGAUGCUGCUUUUAUAUUUCCAAACAAAAAGUGGUCCCUCUUCCUUCCCUCUAUGUUUCAAUACUUGAAUUGCAGAUUGAAAGACAGAUUAGCUGCCGCUUCUGUGGAAUUUGGACUUCUCCCAGCAUGCAGUUCGCUCUGCCAGUUGCUUGUCUUCUAAGGACAUUACGUACUGUAUUGGGUGAGCGGGGCUUUGGGAUGUUCUGCUUAAUGCCUUUUUAUGUAUAUUAUGCAUCUUAGUGGUGAUUUGCAUUAGAGUUCAGGAGAGAAGCUGUGUAGCUGUCUUUUAUAAAAGAAAAGUUUUUAUUGUUUGUACUAACUUUCUGGAGUUCUGACUAGUCACCAGCACUGACUGUCGGGACCAAGUACCAGCUUCCUCCAUGCUUGUGAUCAGUGUGAUGAAAUUAUUUUGAUGUUAGUCACAAAAUGCCUUGAUGAUUGGUGUGCACACUCAAAAGAGAGCUGUAGGAGUUAAAAUUUUCUGUGGCUGUAAUUGGGCAAAUGUCGAUGGAUUCAAACUAGCAAUAAGAUGCUUGGCCCAAGUUAUCCUAAUACUGUUUUUGCAGUGGGACCUUCUCUGCAUUGUUGCCAGAUUCCCCUCAUCUUCAUAUUGCAGCCACAACAAUGCAUUAAAUUAUCUUAAUGUUGGGUGCAUUCAUUGAUGCUACACUGACUCCUAAGGCUUCUGCUGAUGGAAUGAGUUGAAUGUUUAGUAUUAGAACAGGUUAAUCAGAAUCUUCAAGCAGUAUUCCCAUCUGAUGUACACAGGUGCUACAUUGUGAUGGCACAGACCCAAAUGCCCCAUAGUCUUAUUUAUUUUCAUUUAAAAGAAAAUUGUUUUGAUUUAUUUUCACUGUUGUUUAAAAACUGCGAUGUGUUUACAGUAACAGUGGUUAAUGCGUCAGGUUUCUGUAGAAAGCGACCUCUGCAUUUUCAGUCUUUUGCUCUGCACCAGCAGUGUGCAGCCCCAGAGAGUGAUGAGUGCAGUAACUGCAUCCAGAGAACUCCUGAUGUUCAUACACUUCUCAUUCUACACUGUAUCCUCUGCAGAUAACCCCUUCCUGUGUGCAUCUUAUAGCUUUGUUACUGCACUGCACCCAACCUCCAUGGAUACACUGUGAAAAAAAAUGCAUCAUUGCAUUGCAAACUUACCACUGUGCAUCACUGCACAACAAAAACAUUGCAUCAAGCCGCACUCCAUGCAGCACACUGCACAUUUCAUAUGGUCCCACACAAUGUACAACAUCAUACAUUGUCUAUAAGCAAAACAAUCGUUGGGAAUGUGAGAUAGGACACAUGGAGAGAUGGUAGUGGAGAGCAGAGUUCUCAUAUCCUCACUGUUUGUGGAAGUAGUUACAAUGAGAUGUAGUCUCCAGGGAAGGGAUGGGCCAAUUCAGAUAACUCGGGCUGUCCUGCUACCCUGGCCUGUACAGUACCACAAGGCAGUGAUGCCAAAGUUCAACCAUUCAACACACUGUGACUGUGGCAAACUAUCCAAUGGAUAAUACUCCACACACCUCACUGGUGGUUCUGAUAAGAGUGUUGGUGAAUUCUGUGGCUAAAUUACUGCAGUAUUAAAGGAGAAUCUAUAACAAAGAGAUGAACACAUCUAUUAAAGUGCCUAACAGUAGAGUCUGAUUUUACUGGGAAUUUGGGGUUUUGGACUCUUUUCUAAUUAAUACUAAAAAAAAUAAAAUUUUUAGAUAACACAA